AUGGAAGAAUCCGGCUCUGAGAAAAAAACGGAGAAAGAGAAUCUGGGGCCAAGAAUGGAUCCUCCAAUUGGGAAACCUGAGGGAUCGCUUGGGUGGGUGCUACCAAAUACAGCCAUGAAGAAAAAGGUGCUGCUGAUGGGUAAAAGUGGAUCUGGUAAGACCAGCAUGAGGUCUAUUAUCUUUGCAAAUUAUAUUGCCAGAGACACACGUGGCCUGGGUGCAACAAUACUAGACCGUUUACAUAGUCUUCAAAUUAAUAGCAGUUUAAGCACCUACUCUCUAGUAGACUCUGUUGGAAAUACAAAGAAAUUUGAUGUCGAACAUUCUCAAGUUCGAUUUUUGGGAAACCUGGUUUUGAACCUAUGGGAUUGUAAAGGACAAGACACUUUCAUGGAAAAUUAUUUCACUAGCCAGCGGGACAACAUUUUCCGAAAUGUGGAGGUUUUGAUUUAUGUCUUUGAUGUAGAGAGCCGUGAACUGGAAAAAGACAUGCACUAUUGCCAAUCAUGCUUGGAAGCCAUUCUGAAGAAUUCUCCAGAUGCCAAAAUCUUUUGUUUGGUGCACAAAAUGAAUCUGGUACAGGAAGAUCAACGGGAUUUGAUUUUUAAAGAACGAGAAGAAGAUCUGAGGCGUUUGUCUCGCCCACUGGAAUGUUCUUGUUUCCGAACAUCUAUCUGGGAUGAAACUCUCUAUAAGGCUUGGUCCAGCAUUGUUUAUCAGCUGAUUCCCAAUGUUCAACAGCUGGAAAUGAACCUGAGGAAUUUUGCUGAAAUUAUCGAGGCUGAUGAAGUGCUUCUGUUUGAGAGAGCUACUUUUCUGUUGUCCGCCUGCCCCACCGGGAGUGCGGGCAAGUGCCCCACCUUCCCUCCCAUAGUCAAGCAGCAUUUCCCGGCCCCGCUGGGCGUGCGCGGGCGAGCGGCUCCCCUCCCAGCCGAACUGCGUCCCACGGCCCCCCUCCCGCUGAGCCGAGCCGUGUUCCCCCCGGCCCUGCCAGCGCAUGCGGGCGAGCGACUCCCUCCCGCCCAACCGAACUGCGUCCCACAGGCCCGCCAAGCGCGUGCAGGCAAGCGCCCCCCCUCCUGCCGCGUGCACCCGCUGGAGAACCCUAUUUGG
Messenger RNA from Chrysochloris asiatica (Cape golden mole), 1113 nucleotides. RefSeq names its product Ras-related GTP binding B (gene RRAGB). The record is from RefSeq and is a predicted model, not a curated record. Gene Ontology annotation, biological process: cellular response to starvation; regulation of autophagy; cellular response to amino acid stimulus. The annotation marks the transcript as partial. The transcript has 10 exons. Lineage: Eukaryota; Metazoa; Chordata; Mammalia; Afrosoricida; Chrysochloridae. Gene Ontology annotation, cellular component: nucleus; Gtr1-Gtr2 GTPase complex; lysosome. Gene Ontology annotation, molecular function: GTP binding; GTPase activity.